AUGGAUUUCAGCAGACAGACAAAAAUCCCAUCUUGCCGAAAACUCCUUCCCUUCAUUGUCUUCCAAGUCAUAAUCAGCACAGUAUUAUUUGUCUACAUCCAAAACUUCAGGAGUGCAGACUCCACAGUCUCUGCUUCUUCCAUACAAGGACAUUCCUACAAGUUACUCCCUGAAAAUGUUUCCAUAGUUAAGAAGGGUGCCCCGAACCUCACCAUCCUGCUGUGGACAUGGCCAUUUGGGGUACAUUCUACCAUCCAAAAGUGUUCCAAGCUCCUGGGCAUCCCAGAUUGCCACAUCACAGCCAACCGCAGCUGGUAUCACAAAGCUGACGCAGUCCUCAUUCACCACCGAGAUGUGUGCUAUAGUCCAAGAAAGCUCCCCCAAGUCCCACGGCCUCCUUUUCAACGCUGGAUUUGGUACAAUCUGGAAUCUCCCAGUGCCUCCCCCAACAUGAGCUUCAUGGACAAUCAUUUCAAUCUCACCAUGUCCUACCGGAGAGACUCAGAUAUCUUCUGCCCUUAUGGAUUGCUGGAGGUCCUCACUGAACCACAGAAUGUCACCAUUCCACCCAAGUCCAAGCUGGUGGCCUGGGUCAUCAGUAACUGGAACCCAGCCUCCCACCGUGUGAAAUAUUACAAGGAGUUGAAAAAGUACAUCCAAGUAGAUGUAUAUGGACAAGGCCACUUGACUCUACCUCAAGACAAACAUCUGUCCACUUUAUCCCAGUAUAAGUUCUACCUGGCCUUUGAGAACUCCAUCCAUGAGGACUAUAUCACCGAGAAGCUCUGGAAGAACUCCUUGCUCUCUGAAGUUGUGCCUGUGGUGUGUGGACCGCCACGGAAGAACUACGAGCGCUAUUUGCCCCCAGAUGCCUUCAUUCAUAUUGAUGACUUCCCGUCAGCUAAAGACUUGGCCAACUUCCUAAAAGAACUGGACAGGAAUGCAACAAGAUACCAGAGUUACUUUCAGUGGCGAACAUGGCUAAAGCCCUCUGGGCAAAUGUCCUUCAGUCUUCACUACUGCAAAGCAUGCCGAGCUUUACAGACAACCCCAUUCCAUUUUCAGACCAUCCCAGAGCUAAGCAAAUGGUUCAAGUGA
Molecule: messenger RNA, 1098 nt
Organism: Hemicordylus capensis (graceful crag lizard)
Lineage: Eukaryota; Metazoa; Chordata; Lepidosauria; Squamata; Cordylidae
Product: 3-galactosyl-N-acetylglucosaminide 4-alpha-L-fucosyltransferase FUT3-like
Exons: 1
Coding region: 1-1098 (365 amino acids)
Cellular component (GO): membrane
Molecular function (GO): alpha-(1->3)-fucosyltransferase activity
Source: RefSeq, a predicted model, not a curated record